CUGUUUAUUCAGUUAGUCUCCCGCUGAUUGUCGGUUGGAUGGUAGUCAGAGCGGAAAGCAGGGCAAUGAAGGACGAAGAGAGCGGGGAGAUCCUGCAGGAGGAGGUAGUUGCCCUUCGGAGGGACCCCCAGCGUCCCUCGUACCUCUUAGGGGACGACCUCGGCAGGCUGGCGGAGCGUAGCCGGAGACACCCCCGGGCGCUGCGGAUAUUCAGGAUCAAGGAUGCCCUGCUCGAGUCCGACUUGAGACUCCGGGAGGAAAUACAGACGCCGAGGAACAGUGGUUCAGACUCGCACCGCUCUUGGUGUGCUCACUGCAACCAAGGCGAUCCUCAGGCUGUGUGGUCUGAGUAUUACGGUCCGGUACAGACAGAUGGUAUAAGAAGGAGUACUCUGUUCAGAAUUCCAACGAAAUACCUAACGAAUAUCGACGCCGGGGCCUCGCCAAAGGACCCGAGCAUCAUCACCGUCAGUAUCUGGCAGGAGUUCCUUCACGGGACGUCGGUGCUGGAGCAAUACAGAUCGCCAGAGGACAAAUACGAACGCAAUCUGUACAACUCCAUCUUGCAUCAUCUACACCGCUACUUGCCUUACGGAUGCGUCGCUUUCUUAUCGUGGCUCUUCUUCCUCUUCAUGUAUUUCGGUGUCUGUUGCAAUUGCACGAUCAUCCUGGAGCUCGCUUGCUGGCUCAAGUUUAUGGCUCACCUGGAAAUCCACCAACAAGCGUACAAGUCUAAAUUAAAUGUGAUUUUUAACGGCAAUGCUUUUCAGGGUCCGUGCUAUAUCUUGCUGAGAUGGCACUGUGAACACUGCACUCAGAAGGAGAGGGAAAAAGUAGUCAAUAACUUAAUGAAAAAAAUGAAAAUGGAUAUUCUAGGAUCCAGUUCUCCGAACGUAGCAGAUUAUAUGUGAAAAUAGCAUAUAUUCGAGCUUAGGAAAAAAAUAUAUAUUAAAUUUGCGAGAGGUUUAAAGAAAAAACAAAAAGACUUGCAGAUGCCAUUAGUCUUCCAGGGCCGUGACGUGUUAAGUGAUGCGAAGGACCAAGCUUUUGUGUUUUAUGAAGGUAACGCCCGGAAUUCGGAAAUUACUCUUGAGCGAUGGCAAUGCAACGUCAUACAUUUUAAUGAUAUGUAUAUAUGUAUAUAAUAAAUACCUGAAUAUCUAA
Molecule: messenger RNA, 1164 nt
Organism: Penaeus chinensis
Lineage: Eukaryota; Metazoa; Arthropoda; Malacostraca; Decapoda; Penaeidae
Exons: 2
Coding region: 39-911 (290 amino acids)
Source: RefSeq, a predicted model, not a curated record